AACGAGUCUGUGUGCAUAAAAUAUAUUAACAGGAUAUUGUAUACGUAAAUAUUAUUACACAUAUGUAUUGCUGAAUGACUGCAAAAUAAUGUCGGACAAAAACGGUGAUGAGAAAAAAAAGAAACAGAUCGAGGGUGACAAGAAGAAAAGUCUGAACGGAACUGUUAGCGGCUGUAAUUUUCCAUCAAUUUCCGAACCCACGGCUCAGGAAGCGCCGCGGAUGGCGGAUGCUGGAAUUAGAGAUGUUGAAAAUUCUGCGACAGUCUUGCCACAUGGUCAACCGAAGAGCGGGAGUGUUGAAGAACUCAACAACGGGGACAAUGACGAGCAUCACGAUUUCGAAUCGCUCGAAUACGAGGAGGACGUUUAUUACAAUCGUGACAUAGCCGCUAAUACACCAAGCUUCGACGACAUUGAUGAGCUCAGCGAUAGCGACGAAAUCGUGGUUCACUGCUGGCGCGGAUCGAGCGGUGACAUAGAGGAAAUCGUUGUCGACGAUUCCAUGUACUGCAUAUCGGUUGAGACUGAUUUUAAUAAUCCUAUGCAGCAACGAGAUAUACCGCAAACGAAUGCUGACGCGGAAUCAGACCCAAUUAAUAAGAAUGAUAAAAAAUUUUUAAACGUUAAUAAAAAUAAUAAUAAAAGUAAUGUCAACAGCGUUGGUAUGGGCAAGAAAAAGAGAUCCGUCAGGGUUAUAUUUCAGGAUCUUUCGAAACCGUAUCUGGCGAAAAUCAGUAGUAGUCAAAACUACAAAAAGUUUCUUGAAAUUGUGAAAGGAGAAGAAGCUUCCCCCCAUCCGGUAGACCCUCUGGCCUCUCCUACGGAUGACUUUGUAGCAAGAGGAAUCCUCGAGGAAGGGGAGCAACGAAGAGACGAAUGGGCCGCCGAGUUGGCAAAGGUUGAAGAGGAGAUACAGACGUUGAGGCACGUUUUGGCGAGCAAAGUCAAAGUUUCCCAAGAACUAAAGCGAAAGCUCGGUAUUGGGGCCUGGAAGGAAUUAACAGAUGAUGUUAACCAGGGUCUUCGGAACGUCAAGGAGAGCCAAGUAUUCCAGAAAACCGAAUCGGUGAUAAAAACUACAGCAGAAAAAACCAGCAGCAUCUUGGGCGGUUUUGGUAGCGGCAUUUCCAUGAAAUUAGGACAAAUGCGUAAUUCUGAGAGCUUCCGAUCUCUCGAAGAGAGGGUUGGUUCUGCCUACGAAAAUGUCAAGACCAAAGUCGUGCCGUCGAGGUCAAAUUCAACUCAGAGUUUCGACGAGGCAUUAAGAGAGGCCGAAGCAACGAGACGAGCAUCGGCCAUACCGAUAGCAACAAGCCCGACCAUCCCCGAGGACAAGCCUCUUUCUUAGAGCCGACCGUAUAUUAUUAUUAUUAUCAUCGUCUGUUUACAUUAAUUAUUACAAAUAAUACUAUUAUCAUUAUAAUUAUUAUUAUUGUUUGCCCUGCGCACGCGUUUUCUCCGCAUUUAUUUGAUUCUCGUCACGUGCCUCCAACAGUCUUAAUUUUUACUCCACAUAAUUUAAUACCCUUCGGAUUCAUACUCUAGCGGUGACAUAAAGGGAGGAAAUAGAGACACCGUCCUAAGACAAUAUUAAAUAAAACCAGUCGAUCAAUUUGGAACGAUAUAGGAACUCCGUGCUGAAACGCCUGUGUAUUCCUAAUUUGUUUCAGUUUUUCUUUGAUUAAACAAGAUACGCAGUACUUGAGGAAAAUAAUCAAUACUACUUUUCCAUCGAUUUUCCGGACAGUCGUCUGUGUAUCUUCUGUUUCUAAUCUAUUACCUAUUUUAUCUUUAUUCCAAUUUUUGAAUAUCGGUAUUUUGGCACCGAGAAUACGUCUGUCAUCGUCGUGCAUAAUUUUUUUUUACAAACAGUGAUAACAUUACCUAAAUGCACCUAACAAAUAACUCGUACUAUUCGUUCUGCUAUAAUAUAAUACGAAAUCGUAAAAGAAGAAAGGUUAAAGUGACGCAAUGGCAUUUGUCGUUGUACUUAACUAUGAUUAUUAUUAUUAUUGUUGUUAUUGUUAAUAUCAUUGUCGCUUCACUGCUGCUUGGUGGCUUAAACGGAAAGAAUAAAUAAAUAUAAUUUACGAAAAGCGGAAAACAGAGCAUGUAGAUUAAGUGAAUGAGUAAAUUGGCAAAGACUGAUCACAGAGAUGGGGAAAAGUAAAUAUAUCGAUUUUGAAAUAGACUGAAUGGUCAAUGAAUGUUUCAAGUGAACAGGAUCUCAGCAUCAUCGCGUUAAUAAUUCACGAAUUUUCACAUUGAAUCUCUCACUCUUUCUUCGAUCUCUAUGUGGGUAUCCAUUUUUACGUAACAAAAAACAGCUUUCAAUUGAAAGAAGAGAGUGUUUAAUAGAAAUGUAUAAUAUACACAUACACUUAUUGUAUACAUACAUUUAAAUUCUUAUAUGAAAUUGUAGCAAGCUUGCUACGAUACUGCUACUGCUGCUGUUGCAUUCUCCCAAGAAGUGUCCUUUGUUUGAUAAAUAUAAUGAUAGUGAAAAAUAAAUAAUUAAAAUCAAAUGACGAUGUACAAGAAGAAAAUGAAAAAAAAUCUACGGUAAAAUUCUAACGCGUGUCGCGUUGUAACGAAAUAAUUGUACACGUAAAAUAUCAAAUAUUUGAUGUUUCUCAAGUGUUUUUUUUUCACCCUUGCUAUAUUUUCGAAUUGCUUCUCAUUCUCAUUUCAUUUUUUUUUCUUCUUUUGGAAAAACAUGAUAUUCCAGUAGGUUCCAGACGUGCGAAUUUAUCGACCUACCAGCAAAGUAUGUUAAAAGUUUGCGCGUUCUGGAACCGGCUCUUAUCUGCUGGUAAAAUAAUUUUCGACGGUACAUUCUCCUCCAUAUCGGUUCGUUGUAACUGAGAAAACUCUCACAGCUGGCACGAAUUUUUUCGCGCUUCGAUAUCGGCGCAAUAUCUUCAAAAUUAUGGUCACUAUGCCAAUACACAAGAAGCAGUCGACACGACGACGUCAUUCAUCGCGUCCAUUCAAUGAUAAAUCUUUAAUCAUUAUGAAAAUAGUAAUCAUAUAUUGUAGUUAUAUCGUAUUUUUUGACAAAUAAGAUAUCAAGUAUAUUACCACUGUGAAUAUGUAAUAUUAAAUCUAUUGAAUUGCUAUCUAUUUUCUUAUAUUAGUAAUCUAUCGUCGACUCGUUAAAAGAGAACGCAAUGAAUAGCAAAACC
This is a messenger RNA of Diprion similis, 3185 nucleotides long. RefSeq lists its product as uncharacterized. Bases 89 to 1348 code for a protein of 419 amino acids. The transcript has 5 exons. Lineage: Eukaryota; Metazoa; Arthropoda; Insecta; Hymenoptera; Diprionidae. Gene Ontology annotation, cellular component: cytoplasm. The record is from RefSeq and is a predicted model, not a curated record.